Messenger RNA from Zymoseptoria tritici IPO323, 945 nucleotides. RefSeq lists its product as uncharacterized. The record is from RefSeq and is a predicted model, not a curated record. The annotation marks the transcript as partial. NCBI's taxonomy places the organism in Eukaryota, Fungi, Ascomycota, Dothideomycetes, Mycosphaerellales, Mycosphaerellaceae. The transcript has 3 exons.
AUUCCUUGGCAUACAACGCUACCGAAAUGCAGACAGAACCGUCACUGGAGAAUUGGCCUCGGAAUGUCGAGCAAAAUCCUAGAGCUGUACGCUCAUGAUCCACAGAUCUCGGGCGCAGUACGGAGCAAUGGAGUAUCCCUCGCGAAAGUCGCUGCUCAUGAGCUCAAGGCCAAAGAAGAAGAUCGCUUCACAAAGAUGGGGAUAUAUCUCUUCUCGGAAGCGGAUGAGAAGAGGAUGGAAUUGCUCAUAGCGACGAUUGCCCACAUCGUUGUAUUCGACGAUUCAUGGGAAAUGCACAGCGGAGAGCAGCUCUGCAUGCUUGCAACCGUGAAACAGACACCCCUUCAAGACAACAUCGACUGGAUGGUGCAAGGCUUGAAAGCCUGUGAUGCGAACGGCGACACCGGGGGCCAAGAAGUCGUCGACCGCUUCAUUGACUUUUGCAACCACGUUCCUCCGCAGAAGGACUUCGAGUCUUUGGGCGAGUAUCUCGCUUAUCGGUAUAUCGAUAUUGGUUUUCCCUACAUGCUGGCCUGCAUGAAAUUUUCCCUCGCCUCUUCGAUCCGUAUCGAUGCUCCUCACUUGACCGCUAUCUACCGGCUAUUCUCCGACCACAUCUCCCUCGUCAAUGACCUGGCGUCCUUCGAAAAGGAAAAGCGUGCCCUCGACGAAGGCAAAAUCGUAAACCUGACGAACGCAGUUGCCCUGAUGAAACGCCUCCUCUCCCUGCCUUCGUACGACGAUGCGAAGAGGUUGACCUUCGCCAUGCAGUUGCAGGUGGAGACGGAGAUGUAUGCGGAGCUCAACAGGCUGGUCGAUGGAGGGCUGGUGACGGCAGAGGAGAAGAGAUUUCUCGAGGCGUGUGUCAUGAUGUGUGCAGGAAAUACGUUCUAUUCGGCGGUGGGGAGACGGUAUGGUGGGGAGAAGGCGAGGAUUCCGGUUUGA